UUUAAUAAGAAGUAAAAAUGGCUGAGAAAUAUUUAAAUAUAAAUACAGAAGAACUGUUUCAAAAGUAUCCGAUUAAUAAAAUUGUAAAUAUUCAAAAAGAAAUUCAAUAUGAAAUUGAUAAGAAAAAUCAAGAAUUACGAACGAUGGUCGGUGAAAGAUAUCGAGAUGUGAUUGAAGCAUCGGAUACAAUCAAAUUGAUGCAAGAAUCCGCUACGAAUGUUUUAACAGGUAUUGAGAAAAUUGUUGAUUUAUGUGAAAAUAUGAAUGCAAUUAAGGAUGAAUUAAAUCGUCAAGAUUCCAAUUCAACAUUCAAUUUGGAAGAAGAAAAAGAACAAAAAAUUUUCGAAAAAAGUAUAUCAAUGCAAAUAAAAAUUUUGAUUUAUAUACCAGAACAAAUUUGGACGGCAAUUGAUGAGAAUAACUUUUUAAAAGCAACGCAGUUAUAUUUAUUAGCUCAACAUAUUUAUACAGGAUUAAAAUUGGACACAACAAAUGAAGUUUUACAGAAUUAUCCAAUAAUUAAAACACAAUGGAUGAAAAUUGAACAUUUCCACAAACGUAUCCAUAAUAAUUUACAUAAUCAUCUACAAAAUAGUACACUUUCUGCAGAUGUUGCAUCGAAUUAUUUAACAGCGUACGCAUUAUUAGAAAAUAUUAAUAUUAGUGCGUUAUUACAUAAAUUUAUUGAAUUCCGUAAAAUCAUUUUACAAAAUGAAUUACAAAUCAAUCAUGAUCAAGGAUCGUCUGUUGCCAUAGCAGCCACAAUCAGUGCAAUUAGUGUUAAAACAAUAACAUGUUCAACAUUAAAAUUAAUUAUCAAUACAAUACAAUUAAUUUAUUUAUGUUUUAUUGAUGGUGGGAAUGGCAACGAAGGUUUAGUUUAUCAGAAAUUAAAGAAUAUCGUGAGUAAAGAUGCAGAACCAACAAUUAAUUGUGUUGAUUUUGUAUUUAGUGAUCCAUUAAUUAAAUAUCUACCAAAGAUUGUUAACGAAUACAAGCCGAUUGUAACUGAAUCGAGAAGUGAUUUGAUAACACCACAAGCUGCAGGAGAUUGUAUCCAGCGCUGGUUGGAUUGGGUCAAGCAAUCCAUUAAUUCAAAUUUGAGUGAACGUUUAAAUAUGGUGACAUCGAUUAAAGGUCUGGAUAGCAUUCGGGAAGAAGCGUUAAAAAUUAAAUUGGUUGAUAAUUGGGAACAAUUAUGUCAAAAAUUAUCAUUAGAACGUAAUUUUAAUGUUUGGUUUUUAAUAUUUCAACCAUUAAUUACGGAACGAGUCAUUCAACUGAUCCAAAUCAAAUGGAAUCAAAUUGUGGAAAUCACAUCAAAAGAGAUGUUAGAUGCGUUAAUCAAUGCAUCCAGUGGGAAAACGGCUAAACCUGAAAUUGAUUUGCGUUGGUUCACAUGGAAAGAGGAGAAAACCGAUGUUCCAUUAAAAUUUAAUGUUGAUGGUGAAAAUAAAUUUAUUGCUAAAGGUUUAUUAAUGAAAAGUAAAGGUUACUCACCGAAUGUUCUAAAAUUGUGUGAAGAUUUUGAUGGACGUUUAGGAAUGUUAUUAACGGAUCUGGAUGUUUAUUUAUUUGGAAAGGAACACAUUCAUACAGAACGUGCUAGUGUACGUGUUGAUCACUUCUUGAAUCGUAUUAAUUCAACAGCUGCUGCUGGUGGUAAAGUAAUGGCGGGGGGUGGUGUUGGUACUGGUAAUGAUAAGUUCUCUGACAAACAUGAAAUACAAGAACAUUUACAACAAAUAUCCAGGCAACAAAUGGAAAGAUUAAUCGGAGACAUUUUAUCAAAAUCAGAAAAUAAAACCUUAAGUGAGAAUGAAGUGUUAUCAUAUAAUUUAAUGAUAGCACGAUUUUUAUUGGCCAUCCAACAAUUGAGUCCAAACUUAUUGAAAUGUUUUAAACGUGAUGUGGGUCUAAGUAAUCGUGGCUCCAACACCACCAAAUCAACAAAUCAAUGGAAUGACUUCUGUCAAUAUUUAUUGGAACAACGUUUAAAAACGUGGAAUAAAUGGUUGGAUGUAAUGGAUGCACGUUUAUGUAAAAUUAUUGAGGAAUCUUUAAGGCCAUGUAUACAAGCGGAUCCAAGUAUAAUGUUAGAAUUCUAUCCGCAAUGGUGUAGAAUUGAAAUUGAAGAGAAGAAUGAAGAAGAAGAUGGAGAUAAUAAUCAUAAAUCAAUAAUUAAUAUUCCAUCACAAAUAAAUUUUUAUUUGCAAGAAUUAUUAUUUAAAAUUUGUUGUAAAUUAAAUGGCAUCAUUCCACACACUUUACCAAAAUUAAUUCAUUCAAAAUUAAUUGAU
Chrysoperla carnea is the source of this 2300-nucleotide messenger RNA. Its product is annotated as conserved oligomeric Golgi complex subunit 1-like. Gene Ontology annotation, cellular component: Golgi apparatus; COG complex. The annotation marks the transcript as partial. The record is from RefSeq and is a predicted model, not a curated record. NCBI's taxonomy places the organism in Eukaryota, Metazoa, Arthropoda, Insecta, Neuroptera, Chrysopidae. The transcript is spliced from 11 exons. Gene Ontology annotation, biological process: intra-Golgi vesicle-mediated transport.